Molecule: messenger RNA, 1671 nt
Organism: Saccharomyces paradoxus
Lineage: Eukaryota; Fungi; Ascomycota; Saccharomycetes; Saccharomycetales; Saccharomycetaceae
Gene: EMP65
Product: Emp65p
Exons: 1
Coding region: 1-1671 (556 amino acids)
Biological process (GO): maintenance of protein localization in endoplasmic reticulum
Cellular component (GO): endoplasmic reticulum membrane
Source: RefSeq, a predicted model, not a curated record
AUGCAACACAAGGACACAGCAGUAGCGAAGGACACAACAAAAAAACGUUUACUGAGAAGGAAUAGUGCGCCAUCAGCUAUACAUAUAAUUUCACAAUUGGACAAAAAGUGGUCCUUCCUAUGGAAUACCAUAGAUAGACACAGCAUUAUUGAAGAGCAAGAUAAAAGGAGUGAUGCGAAAAGAGAAGAAGAACGAGAGGAUGAUUAUGAGUUAGAACAAUUACUGAACAUGGUAAGAAUACCGAUGUUCCUAGAAAAGUUCAUGCUGUUUGCACUCUUAACAAGCUUGGACUGUUUUUUAUAUUACUUUACUGUAUUACCGAUACGACUGAUAAAAGGAUAUGUAAAGCAAUUCAAGAGUCAUCGUCAACAUUAUCGCCUACAACAAAGGUCCGGGCAUAAGCAUAAAAUACCCUUUCGAUAUAAAGUAACUUCUAGGGAAUAUAAAGAGAGAUGUAUGAUUUUUAUCAUCGUGAUUUCGUCCAUUUUGUUGAGCAAACUAGACACUUCAAAACUGUAUCACAGGAUAAAACGGCAAAGUGCAAUGAAAUUGUACAUGCUAUUCAGUGUGCUGGAAAUGGCGGACAAAAUGUUGGCAAGCUUGGGCCAAAGCUUGUUAACCGUUAUGCUUUCUAGAAAAAACUCGCAACGGAUAUUACUGCAUAGAUGUUUGUUAGUGUCAAUGAGCUUGAUAUAUGUGACCAUACACGGCUAUGUAUUGGUUUACCAGGCCAUUUCACUAAACAUAGCCGUGAAUUCGUAUUCAAAUGCUCUGCUAACUUUAUUACUAUCUAUGCAAUUUGCAGAGAUUAAAUCAUCCGUUUUAAAAAAAUUCGAUAAAGAGGGAUUUUUCCAAAUUACCAUUGCAGACGUGGUAGAAAGAUUCAAGUUGACCCUAUUAUUGUCAAUAACUGGUCUUAGAAACCUCCGGUCAUGGACAUCCUCACUAUCGAACACUAGCAUCAAUUUCUGGAGCCCACGUUCUACAUUGUCAGUUGUCAUAAAUAUCCUUUGCGGGCCGAUGGUAAGUGUAGUAGGGAGCGAAGUAAUAGUGGAUUGGGCCAAGCAUGCCUACAUUACAAAAUUCAAUCGGAUACGUCCACAGAUAUAUGAUAAGUUCUAUUAUAUAUUAUACAGAGAUUAUUCCACUAGAACGCACAAAUUAGAAGAUAGAUUGGGAUUACCUUUACCCGCGUCCGUUGUUCUUUUCGUUGUAAUGGUGAGGCCAACCCUUUUCAAGUCGCCAGAGUCUUCUUACCUUCCAUCACUAUUCAGGAUCUUCUUCAUGGGGGCAUCAGUGUUUUUGCUAGCAUUGCUGUCAAAAUUCGUGCUAGAUCUUAUUUUAAUCAAGUGGAGCAAACGCAUAGGGCAACGGUUCAGGGACCAAGCUCUCAGUACCGCCGUAACAGAGGAAGAAUACGUCCCAGGUUUACUCUCGGGCGGUAUGGGCAAGAUCGACGUGGCUACAAGAAUUGCAUUACAUUCUGACUAUAACAAAGAGAAUCAAAUAGAGACACAAAGUGCAUCGCCAACGCGGAAAAGAGGAGAUCCUUUAGCUGCUGGAUGUAUUCCUCCUAGCUUAAAUGAGAUGAGAAAACAGAAAGACUCCAAGAACCCACGAUCGCUUGAAAAUGUCGCUCGCUAUAAAAUGGUAUCGAAGAGAAUAUGGUAA